AAGUUUCAAGACUGUGUGCUUGCAGCUGGAAAAAGAUUUAAACCAGGUGCUCCAAUGGCUACUGGACACCGCCACAGCCAGUCCUGUUCUUAUAUUAUCUUCAAUGAACACUUUCCAUUGGUAAAAAUUUUAUUUAUAACCCAUGUCAUGGAAUCCAUAAAAAUUUCAACUUUUAUUUCUUAGAUUGGAUUAUGCUGAGUAAUGGACUGUCAGUCGGUGGAGAUUGGCGAAGCCAUGGAAGAGGAGAGGCACGUUCUGUUUGGAAAGUACGAAAUGGGGAGGCUUCUCGGGAAAGGCACGUUUGCGAAAGUGUAUUAUGGAAAACAUAUUGUGUCCGGUGAAAGUGUCGCCAUUAAAAUUAUCAACAAAGAUCAGGUGAAGAGGGAAGGGAUGAUGGAGCAGAUUCAGAGGGAAAUUUCUGUAUUGCGAUUGGUUCGUCACCCGAAUAUCGUGGAGCUCAAAGAAGUGAUGGCGACGAAGAAGAAGAUCUUUUUUGUAAUGGAGUAUGUUAAAGGCGGAGAGCUCUUCGCGAAGGUUGCCAGAGGCAAGCUGAAAGAAGAUUUAGCGAGAAAGUAUUUUCAACAGUUGAUAAGCGCGAUUGAUUUUUGUCACAGUAGAGGCGUCUCGCAUCGAGAUUUAAAGCCGGAGAAUUUGUUGUUAGACGAAAACGGAGAUCUGAAAAUUUCGGAUUUUGGUCUCUCGGCUUUGCCGGAACAGUUGAGAAACGACGGCCUACUCCACACGCAGUGCGGGACACCAGCUUAUGUGGCGCCAGAAAUUAUAAGAAAGAAAGGCUACGACGGGGCCACGGCGGAUAUCUGGUCUUGUGGGGUGAUUUUAUACGUUCUUCUUGCAGGAUUUUUGCCCUUUCAAGAUGCCAAUUUGAUGAAUAUGUACAGGAAAAUUUUCAAAGCCCAGUUUGAAUGUCCUCUAUGGAUUUCACCUGAAGCAAAGCGAUUGAUUUCUAAACUUCUUGUAUCUGAUCCUGGAAGACGGAUCACAAUUCAAGCCAUUAUUCGAGUGCCCUGGUUUCAGAAAGGCUUCACUCGACCUCCAUCGUUUUCCGUCGAUCAAGAAUCAGAAAAAGAGAAACAAGAGGAGGACAAAACGUCUAAAAUUCCAUCUCCAAAGUUUUUCAAUGCGUUUGAGUUCAUUUCCUCCAUGGCUUCGGGUUUUAACCUGUCGAGUUUGUUCGAGAGCAAGAGGAAGACUGGAUCCAUGUUCACGUCUAAGUGCUCAGCAAGUGCUAUCAUGGAGAAGAUUGAAGAAGCAGCAAAGGGGAUGAGUUUUGAAGUAGCCAAAGUGAAGGAUUUCAAAGUGAAGUUACAUGGAGGAUCAGAAGGAAGAAAAGGACGGCUGUCAGUGACUGUGGAGGUGUUUGAGGUAGCGCCGACGGUGGCAAUCGUGGAGUUGUCAAAAUCCUCCGGUGACACUUUGGAGUAUGCUAAGUUUUGUGAGGAAGAUGUUAGGCCAGCAUUGAAAGACAUUGUCUGGACAUGGCAAGGUGACAAUAUCAGUAACGGUGAAGAAUCAUAGAGCAAAUAGUUUUCUUACAAAUCUGUACACUAGGUAUAAGAGCUUGUGAUUGGAUAAUAUAAUUAUUGUAUAGAGUCAAUGCUCAUCAUAACUAUGUCGAUUGUAGAUUAAAUUUCAUGAACAUUAAUUAUGUUGUAAAA
Mangifera indica (mango) is the source of this 1676-nucleotide messenger RNA. RefSeq names its product CBL-interacting serine/threonine-protein kinase 5-like. Bases 202 to 1536 code for a protein of 444 amino acids. NCBI's taxonomy places the organism in Eukaryota, Viridiplantae, Streptophyta, Magnoliopsida, Sapindales, Anacardiaceae. The transcript has a single exon. The record is from RefSeq and is a predicted model, not a curated record. Gene Ontology annotation, biological process: protein phosphorylation; signal transduction. Gene Ontology annotation, molecular function: ATP binding; protein kinase activity.